AUGAAACGAUUAUUCGAUGGAGCUGAGUGUGUAAUUAAACGUUGUCGUCGUGUUUCUUCUUUAUCAACAUCAGCUGAAAACAAUGAACCUGAAGAAGAAACCAUUAAUAACGAACAGAUUAUUUCAUUAGACAGUGAGAAUAAUCAUAAUGAUGAUGAUGAUAUUAUUGAAAUAAUAUAUGAAAAUAAACAUAGUACAUGUGAACAAACUGAUACUAGAAUUAUAAUGCUUUCUGAUUCUGAUUCAGAUGAUGAUCAAAUUAUUGAUAUAACUGAUAAUAAUAUUCUAUCAAUAACACCAAUAAUCAAUAUAUUAUUGUCAUCACCUCUUAAUGAUUUAGUCGACAUUAUUGAAGAUAAUGAAAUAAAUAUUGAAAAUGUAUAUGAAGUAAUUGAUUUAACAGAUGAUGAAUCAAAUUCUACUGAUUGUUUAUCGAAUAAACUUGAACAUCAAUCAUCAAUUGAUAGUGAUCAAUGUCCAAUAUGUUUAGAAACUCUUACUGAUUUACAAUAUACAGGUGUUGAUUUAAUAAUUACACAAUGUAAUCAUAUUAUGUGUACAUUAUGUAGUCGUCAAUUAUUAGCUACAUCAUCUCAAUGUCCAUUAUGUCGAAAUCAGAUCACAUUAUAUAAUGAUGGUAAAGACGAGAAAAGUGCAACAAAACAUAAAGAGGAAAGUGAUGAUCAAGUAGCUGUAAUAAGGAAUCCAACAUUUUAUGUUAUGUCAAAAGUUAAAUUUGAUUUAGCAUCAGUUAUUACUGUUCAGCUAGCAGAUACAAGUAGUUUUUUCGAUAUCAAAACAAGAGAAGUUUUAUACAAUCCAAAGUUUGAAGACAUGUAUGCACCAGUAUUUAGUCCAACAAAUCCAAAUUUGACACAGCAACAACGUAGUUUUAAGAAAGUACUAAAUGGCUACGCCGAAUCGAUCACAUUAAGUGAUUUUCAAUUUGAAAAUCAACGACGAACAUUCGAUAGUUUUGGGUAUGCAGUAGAUUCAAGUGUUGGAGAAGAUGAUAUACCACAAAUGGAAGAACAAAAAGAAAUCGAUGAAUACUUAGCAAAAAAACCCAAAGCUAAACGACCUACAUUGGAAAAUCGUAAUGCUCUAGUAUCUGCUCGUGAUCCUGAAUCAACAACAUUGAAUGAAGAACCUGAAGAUUCAUCGUCAACAACAUUAGAGAUUAAAGACCCAUAUGAUUAUCAAGGUCGAUCAUGUCUUCAUAUGCCACAAGAUGUUGGUGUUAAUCUACGCUCAGAACAUGGACCACAACAAUGUUUUAUUUCAAAGCAAUGUAUACAUAUAUACAAAGGACAUAUAAAAGCUGUACAAAAUAUUCAUUAUUUUCCCGUUUCUGCUCAUUUUUUUCUUACCUGUUCAAUGGAUUCCAAAGUUAAAGUAAGAUUUUAUAAUGAACGUCGUUGUAUUCGAACAUAUGCUGGGCAUCGUCAAGCUGUACGUGAUGUUAAUUUUUAUAACACAGGCACAGAAUUUCUUUCUGUUUCAUAUGAUAAUAUGGUCAAGUAUUCAAUGCGUAAAAUACCCUAUUGUGUAUCAUUUAAUUCAAGUGAACAUAAACAACAUUUAUUUAUAUGUGGAAUGUCUGAUAAGAAAAUUUUUUGUGUAUCUGGUUAUGCAUGUAGUCUUGAUUUUUCACCUGAUAUGUCUUAUGUGAUAAAUGGUGAUGCUGAUGGACGUUUAAUCAAUUGGAAUUGGAAAACAACACGUAUUUUUGAACGAAUUAAAGCACAUGAUGAUAUAUGCAUUGAUGCUAAAUGGCAUUGGCACGAGAAAUCAAGAGUUCUUACAGCUGGAUAG
Rotaria sp. Silwood1 is the source of this 1815-nucleotide messenger RNA. Lineage: Eukaryota; Metazoa; Rotifera; Eurotatoria; Philodinida; Philodinidae. The record is from the annotation of a GenBank genome assembly.